AUGAUGGCACCAGUCACAAGAGGCAAAGAUCAAGAAGCGAUGAAGCCAGAGCAGAAGGCCAAAAUCACGCUGUACUGGCUCGAAAAAUCCCGCUCCCAACGCAUCCUCUGGCUCCUCGAAGAGCUCCACCUCACCUACGCCCUCAAAACCUACAAGCGCCAAAACAUGCUCGCGCCCCCGGAGCUGCGGUCCGUGCACCCGCUGGGCAAAUCCCCCCUCGUGAGCGUCGAGUCCGCCGACGACGACGCGACCCCGACGAAGAAGCCGCUGGUCCUCGCGGAAUCCGGCUUCAUCGUCGAAUACCUCAUCGACCACUUCGGGCCCUGGCUUGCGCCGGAGCGGUACGCGGGCGGCGGCGGCGGGAAGAAGGAAGGGGAAGGGGUGGGGGAGGUGGGCGGGGAGACGGAGUCGUGGGUGCGGUAUCGGUAUUUUAUGCAUUUUGCCGAGGGGAGCCUGAUGCCGUUUUUGUUGAUUGCGAUGUUGUUGAGCACCAUCAAAACCUCCUCCCCCUUCUUCAUCCGCCCGCUCGCCCUCCUGAUCACCGGCGGCAUCGAGUCCAAGUUCCUGACCCCGAACCUGAAGGCCCAAUUCGACUUCCUCGAAAGCCAGCUCGCGACUUCGCCGGACGAGGGGGAAUUCCUCUGCGGGGCCGACCUGACGGGUGCGGACAUCAUGAUGAGUUUCCCGCUCGCGGCUGCGAAGUCUAAGGGACUCUUCACGGAGAAAGAGCAUCCGAAGCUGUGUGCGUAUGUUGACAGACUUGAGGCCAGGGACGGGUAUAAGAAGGCUGUGCAGAAGAUUGUUGAUGUGGAGGGGAGCUAUGAAAUGUUGUAA
This is a messenger RNA of Letharia columbiana, 834 nucleotides long. RefSeq lists its product as uncharacterized. Lineage: Eukaryota; Fungi; Ascomycota; Lecanoromycetes; Lecanorales; Parmeliaceae. Bases 1 to 834 code for a protein of 277 amino acids. The transcript is spliced from 4 exons. The record is from RefSeq and is a predicted model, not a curated record.